UUCCUGCCGCGCCCCAGCUUCGGGCUUAGCGGUGGCUAUGGCUGGGGUAACCGGCCGACUGGUCCGGGGCUGGUGUCCGAGAGCGGUCAGGAGGCUCAGUCUCCUGCUCACUUCCAUCUUGCAGUGCCUUUCAUUCACUUUCUUGCCUGUGGCAAAAUUUACACAGCCAUUCAGUUCCCUGCAGGUCCCAGCACAGCUGCACAUGAGCAAGACAGCAAUGGGAGCCAGUCAGAAGGAUUUUGAGAGUGCAAUGAAUCAGGUGAAACUGCUGGAGAAGGACCCAGGAAAUGAAGUGAAGCUCAAACUCUAUGCGCUCUAUAAGCAGGCCACUGAAGGACCUUGUAGUACACCUAAACCAGGUGUGUUUGACUUGAUCAAUAAGGCCAAAUGGGAUGCAUGGAAUGCUCUUGGCAAUCUGCCCAAGGAAACUGCUAGGCAGAACUAUGUGGAUUUGGUGUCUGGUUUGAGUUCUUCGUCUGACUCCUCUAGCCAAGUGAAGCCUGAAGCAGACAGGGAACAAGCUGGUUACGAAACCCUGGUGAUGACUUCUGAAGACGGCAUCACAAAGAUCAUGUUGAACCGGCCCACCAAAAUGAAUGCAUUGACCACACAGAUGUAUCAGGAAAUCAUGCUUGCACUUGAAGCUGCAAGCAAGGAUGACUCUACCAUAACUGUUUUAACAGGAAAUGGUAGUUAUUUCUCCAGUGGAAAUGAUCUGACUAAUUUCACUCAUAUUUCCCCUGAUGAAAUAGAGGAGAAAGCUAGAAGGGGUGCCAUUUUACUGAGGGAUUUUGUGGGCUGUUUCAUAGAUUUUCCUAAGCCUCUGGUCGCAGCGGUCAAUGGUCCAGCUGUGGGAAUCUCUGUCACCAUUCUUAGGCUAUUUGAUCUUGUGUAUGCAUCUGACAGGGCAACAUUUCACACUCCUUUUAGUCACCUUGGCCAAACUCCAGAAGGGUGUUCCUCUUAUACUUUUCCGAAGUUAAUGGGCCCAGGCAAGGCAGCAGAAAUGCUCAUUUUUGGGAAGAAGUUAACUGCUGCAGAAGCCUGUGCUCAAGGACUUGUUACAGAAGUUUUUCCUGAUAGCACCUUUCAGAAAGAAGUUUGGACCAGGCUGAAAGCAUAUUCAAAGCUCCCCCGAAAUGCAUUUCAUUGCUACGAUACGGAUAAAGGCAGAGGGAUAGUUCUUUCUGGGGAUAACUUUAAGGAAGAGGAUGGGCCGUAUUUGCCAAGCACUGUUAUUCCUGAAUCCAGGCCUUGCGUAUUUCAAAACAGAUGAUCAGAAAUCACGAGAAAGAAAAGCUGCAUGCUACUAACGCUGAAGAAAGCAGAAUCCUCCAGGAAAGGUGGCUGUCAGACGAAUGCAUGAAUGCGAUCAUGAACUUCUUAUCCCGAAAAGCCAAAAUGUGAUGCCUGUUACAGCAGAGUUACACAUUUCAAAGGAAGGGAUUGUGCUGUCAUUUCUGAUUUUCAAUACUGGAACUAAAUAAACUGUGCCUUUUCUCAGUGCUAACAUAUCAUUUAUGAUUAUCAUAUUUCACUAGAGCCCUGAUGACAAACAAAUUAUGUACCACAAGCUUUAAGAGUUUACAUAGGAUUUGGAUCAUAGGGAGUCUUACGUCUUUCGACAUGAAUCUCUGUUGCCAGGAGCACUGAAACAUUGUGCCUGGGGUCCUGCUUUGAAAAGCGUUUACAGCAUUACAAGCUGAAGUCAUGUCUUUGAACACCACGAUAGCACUCUGCCGUCCACAGAGGGUGACUGACUUAAUUGGCCCAAACACAGACAGCCUCUGGAUCACUGACUGAAGGUCUUCGGUGAGUUGCAUGUUCUUUUUCAACCACCUAGCAAGGGAGCAAAUGGAGCAGUAGUAUUAGAAAAUAAACACACACACACAAAAGAAACAACGAUCUUAGUUCCGUUUUUUCCCCAUAAUUUAAUAAAAACGUCAUGAAGGGAAAAUUAGGUUAUUUCACUGGAAAUAAAAGCAGUGUCUGAAUCAGUUAUUAUAUACUUAUUUAUUACAUAGUCUUCAUUCUUGUUUAACCUGCAAACUGCCGGAACUGUCCUUGCAACUUUCUGUUUUGAUUAGUGCCAUAUCUGUUGACAAGGAUGGGAGUAUGAUUCCAGUGGCCACCAAACUGGCAUGGACUAUUUUGCUCUUCUAAAUCCCUCAUUUCUCCAUAGAACCAUCAAAUAAACUAAAGAAACAUCUACACCAAACAAGCAAAUGUCCAAUGAAGAAAAAUCACAUUGAAAAUUAUAGGAAAUUGUGUGGAGUUCUUACUUGCCCUCGGCAGCCCCCCCCCACCUACACGGCAUGCUGUGGUUGGAAGAAAUUCGCCUAAUCCCCAACUCCCUCCCUUGGGAUGGAAGGAGCAGAGUGGAACUUGUUUGCAACCUUCUGGUCUAUAUGUAGGCUCCCUGAGGGACUGGUUGCUAUCUUGCCUGACUCACAGUUCAAGAGGGAAAUGCUGGCCUAGUUUGAUUGUGAGAUAAGAAACCAUGAGAGGGAGUGGCACACAAUGAAACACGUGAAAGGUACAAGCUGACUGCAGACCCUCGGAUACUAGGAAGGAGAUCACAAAACAGGAAUCAUAGAGCACUUAAGUCCCUGAGAAGAAGCUGGAGCCUCUUCAGGAAAUGAAGUCAUUUAAAAGCAGCCGAGGGAAAAUUGAAAAGAAAAAAAAAAAGAAA
Molecule: messenger RNA, 2692 nt
Organism: Ailuropoda melanoleuca (giant panda)
Lineage: Eukaryota; Metazoa; Chordata; Mammalia; Carnivora; Ursidae
Gene: ECI2
Product: enoyl-CoA delta isomerase 2
Exons: 12
Coding region: 38-1276 (412 amino acids)
Cellular component (GO): mitochondrion; peroxisome
Molecular function (GO): fatty-acyl-CoA binding; delta(3)-delta(2)-enoyl-CoA isomerase activity
Source: RefSeq, a predicted model, not a curated record